Pipistrellus kuhlii (Kuhl's pipistrelle) is the source of this 3211-nucleotide messenger RNA. It is a transcript of the gene OTOR, whose product is annotated as otoraplin. The transcript has 3 exons. The record is from RefSeq and is a predicted model, not a curated record. Gene Ontology annotation, molecular function: protein binding. Bases 1245 to 1667 code for a protein of 140 amino acids. Lineage: Eukaryota; Metazoa; Chordata; Mammalia; Chiroptera; Vespertilionidae. Gene Ontology annotation, biological process: cartilage condensation.
UUAAUCAAUUUUGAAAAUCCUAUUGUAAAUAUAUUUUGCUUUUUUCCAGUUUCUCCCUUGGAGAAUUAUUUUGUACAAAAUUAAUUGGUAAGUUGAAUGGUUGGCCUUCAUUUUUUGAGGUGGAUGCAUUUGGGGGCUGGAUCAGAGAGGCAAUGCUCUGAAAUGUCGUCGUCCACCAAGUGGGCAGGGCAUCCUGACAGGGACCUCUAGUCCAUAAACCAUGGGGCACGACACUUUAUCAGAGAGAUGCCAUCCCCAAACGCUAUAUAAAACUAGCAACCUACCAUCUAUCUCUGCUAAUAGAAAGUAAAUUUGUGAGACUAGAGACUCUUAUUCACUCCUAUGUCUCUAAUGGCUACAACAGAGCCUGGCACAAGGUAAGUACUUAGUAAAUUGAUUGAAUAGAUGGAGCCAGGUAUUGUGCUUCAACUAUGGUGGCUUCCAGCUGUGCCACACUUUCCAUGGGAAAGAUGCUCUGAAGCAGGGAAGGGGUGGAAGUGGUAACACAAACCUCUAGCUUUGCUUCCUUCUUUAAGGUCCAUAAUUCUUGAACAUUUUGAGACUGACUUUCAAAAGUCUCAGAUAAAGUAGGGGGAGAAAAGAUUGUUCUAUUUUUCUAACCCACCCAUCUCUUCCUUUUCCCAUUAGUAGAGUCUGAAUGUGACUCAUGUGCUACAAUCUAUGUCUGACUCAAGACAGACACAAUUUCUAAGAAUCCUAUCAUGAAUGACGUCUAAACUCCGGCAUCCUUUCGUUUACCUAUUAUAUAAACCCAGAUAGUCAAUUGGAUUUGUUUAAAUCAAAAUCCUUUGCACCAAAGAUGUAGCUCUCACAUUUUCAACAGAUUCCUACAGUUAGCACAUUUUUGUUCAGAGGUUGAAAGAAUAUGAGAAUUGAACUAUUUUUUUUAAUAAAAAAAAAGAUCUAAAAUUCUAGUUUUUCAAACAAUGUCCUGCUGAUGCAGUAAACCACAACUAAAGUGGUAUUAACAAUGAUGGACCAGUUGGAAAUCAUUUGUGUGUAUAUAUAAUAAAUAUUAAAAAAGACACAGAACUUGAGUCUCUUUGGAAAAUCAGAUGCUAAGUAGCCCCUGGAGCCCAGUAGCUGUUAUGAAAGCAGAGGCACCAUCCCAUUGGCCGAGGGGAUUUACCCAGAUGUCUGGCUUUCACAUAAAAAGGCAGGAACCACUGAAGUCAGUUUCCACUUCCACUCAAAGGGCAAUAGCAUAAGCAGCAAAGAAGGCGAUGGCAAGACUACUGUUACUUUUCCUUCCAGGUCUUGUGGCCAUAGGCACUGUGCAUGGAAUAUUUAUGGACAAACUAGCCUCCAAGAAGCUAUGUGCAGAUGAGGAGUGUGUCUAUACUAUUUCUCUGACCAGAGCUCAAGAAGAUUACAGUGCCCCAGACUGUAGAUUCAUUAAUGUUAAAAAAGGGCAGCAGAUAUAUGUUUACUCAAAGCUGGUAAAAGAAAAUGAAGCUGGAGAAUUUUGGGCUGGCAGUGUGUAUGGUGAUGACGAUGAGGACGAGAUGGGAACGGUGGGUUAUUUUCCCAGAAACUUGGUGGAGGAGCAACACGUGUACCAGGAAGCCACCAAAGAAGUCCCGACCACGGUAAGUGUCUCAGAGGUGGCCAGAGAAAGACUCAGUUCUUGGCAUAAUGCAGGCUAGUAUUUAACAUGCACCAUGUAGCUCAUAACACAUACAGAGCAAAGCCCCAGGUUCCCAUGGUGACUUCUGAGACAGAAAGGUUUGGGAGAGCAUCCAUACCUACUAUCAAGGUUGAAAGAGUAUUGAACUUUCUCCACUGACCUUCUCCCACUUUUGUUUUAGUUGAAAGUAAUUCAUGUCACAAAGAAAGAAACCAAAAUAGUAUCAUCUGACUCUUACUGAUGGUCACAUAUUUAUUUGCUAAAGACUUGGGCUGGGGAAAAAAUAUAUCAUCUGUAUUUAAUAAAAUCAAUACAUUUUGGGAAAAUCUUUGAAUACCUUAUUUUUUGUGGUAGACUCCACUUAUGUAUAAAAAAAUAAAUUACACUCUUUCCAAUGCCCUUGGAUCUUGUAAAGCCAAGACAGAAUUAAAAGAUCCCCUUAGAGCUACUUUGUAAGAUGGUUAUUUUAAAACAAAAUAAUUUCAAAACGUUGCCCUACCUAACCAAAUGGGACUCACUUGUCAUCACCUGUUAGCAUUGAAAUUGAAUGUGUCAAAUAAGCAUGCAUUAAAAGUGUAUUUCAGAACUUUCAUUUUAAGUACUUUUACUUUAAAGUGAUAAUUAUGUCAUAAUCUUUGGGUUUCAACCUUUACUUAUUUUAAGUCCAAAUGAACCUUUGAUUAGGUAAGAUUUUAAAUAAAGAAUCUACAUCUGUUUUCUGGCCCCACCUCUCAGUUCAUUCUCUUUUUCUUUUUGUUUCUGUUCCAGGAUAUUGACUUUUUCUGCGAGUAAGAACUUAGACAAAUCUGCAAAUAGAAAGAAAACAUCAAAAUUAAGAAAAAAAGGCAAACAAUAAAGAAACUCCAAAUUCUGUGUCUCUUACUUUGGACUUUGGUUUCCAGAAUUUGUUACCUUACAGGAGGAUUAGGGUUUGGGGCCAGAGAAGGCAGAAAAGGAAGGGCUUCAACUCAGUCUGCCUUUCUGUUGGCUUAGUUUCAGCGCAAGUGGGUGAUUGGAAGCAGAGGAUUGCUUGUCAGCCUUCUCUUACAUGGGGGUGCUUAGAGAAGAUGGUUCGUCCGUAGCUACUUCUAAAUAGUAAUUCUUCCCUGCUCUCUGGCUCCCUGUAUAAGCCUGGUAGAUCACACAGGUGUUCCCUUUGGACAUGCUGUUUUCUUCCUACGUGACUUUCUUGAAAAUUAGAAUGCUAUAAUUUACUCAAAGGCACUGUAUCAUCAGGGAGUACUCCAGGAUUGUUGUUACCUUUAAUCUUUGAUUGAUGGCUUUGGGUUGUGAAGUUGGGGGGGGGGGGGGGGACUAUUUGGACUCAUAGAUGUGUGAGCGAUGCUUUUAAAUUUACUUUUUUAAAGUCUCACAAAUUAUUUAAUUUGAAUAAAAUUUUACCCUCUAAAUGAUCCAUUUACCCCUCUCCAAAUUUUAAAUAAGUAUGUGUGUACAUAGUGGGGGGUGGGACAGUUUAUAAAAUAUUUUUAAUAAAAUAGUUUCCCUUUAAUAUGUGUUGCCACUUGGUGUUAUUCAAGCUUUAAGGGAAAAGACACAGAAAAA